Molecule: messenger RNA, 2874 nt
Organism: Coffea eugenioides
Lineage: Eukaryota; Viridiplantae; Streptophyta; Magnoliopsida; Gentianales; Rubiaceae
Product: zinc finger MYM-type protein 1-like
Exons: 4
Coding region: 1-2874 (957 amino acids)
Source: RefSeq, a predicted model, not a curated record
AUGGUUAAGUCAACAACAAUUGAUGCAUUUUUUAAAAGAAAAAUUAUUGAAGAUCAAAAGCACAAGGAGAGUGAUGCUACUCCAUCAUCUAUUCUUAGUGAGAGUUUGGUUGUUGAACCUCCCAAAAAAAUUCAAAGAGUUGAACUUGAAAAGAUUGAUAUUGCUUCUUUGGAGCGUGAUCCCGGAAAACGUCCACCUAUAUGGAGCUAUCCUCUUAAUCAACAAGAUGAAAUUCGUCGAGCUUGUAUCAAUUGGGGGCCAUAUCAAGUUAAGCUUGAAAAUUACCCUUCAAGUGGUUCAAAGAAACAUGCUCGUCAUUUUUGUAGCUCUUGGUUUGAAUUGUUUCCAUCUUGGCUUGAAUAUUCUCCAUCAAUUGAUGCUACUUUUUGUCUUUCAUGCUAUCUAUUUAGUAAGCCGAAUGGACGAGUUGAAUUAAGUGCAUUUGUUCUUGGUGGCUUUAAGAAUUGGAAGAAGGUCAAUAAUGGAGAUAAUUGUGCUUUCUUACGACAUGUGGGGAAAAAUCCUAACUCAUUUCACAGAAUUGCUGUAAAAGCCUGCAAUGAUUUGAUGAAUGCUUCUCAACACAUUGGAACUUUCAUUGAGAAACAAAGUUUUGAGCAAGUUGAGAUUAAUCGAUUAAGGCUUCAAGUUUCAAUUGAUGUAGUUCGAUGGCUUGCAUUUCAAGGUUGUGCCUUUCGAGGACGAGAUGAGAGUGAAAAAUCUCUUAAUCGUGGAAACUUUCAUCAACUUAUUAAGUUGUUGGCUUCUUAUAAUGAUAAGGUUACAAGUGUUGUUCAAGAAAAAGCUCCAUCCAAUGCCUCCUAUACAUCUCCUGAAAUUCAAAAGGAGAUUCUUUAUAUAUUUUCCAAUAAGGUUAGAAAAGAAAUUUGCCAAGAGAUUGGAAAUUCAAAAUUUUGCAUUAUAGUUGAUGAAGCUCGUGAUGAGUCCAAAAGAGAGCAAAUGGCUCUUGUUUUGAGAUAUGUAGAUAAGGAAGGAUGCAUUCGUGAACGAUUUUUUGGUGUUAUUCAUGUCCGUGAUACUAUGGCUUUAACUUUGAAGGAAGCUAUUUUUUCUACUCUCUCUCAACAUAAUUUGGCCAUUCAUAACAUCCGUGGACAAGGGUAUGAUGGAGCUAGUAAUAUGAGAGGUGAAUGGAAUGGCUUGCAAGCUUUAAUUUGCCAUGAAUGUCCAUAUGCCUAUUACAUUCAUUGUUUGGCCCAUAGGCUUCAACUUGCUUUAGUUGCAGCUUCUAGAGAAGAGGCUCAAGCAAUUGAAAUUGCUACUAAGAUUGCUAAUGGUGAACUUGAAACUGGAAGGGGGCUUAAUCAAAUUGGCACUUUAAAACGAGCUGGAGAUACUCGUUGGGGUUCUCAUUUGGAUUCUAUUUCUAGUUUACUGAAAAUGUUCAAUGCUACUUGUGUGGUUUUAAGUAACAUUGCAACAGAUGGAGGUUCAUACUCUCAACGUGGAGAUGCUAAUUUUGCUUUGAAUCAGUUGUUAUCCUUUGGAUUUGUUUUCACAUUGCAUCUUAUGAAAGACAUUAUGGAAAUCACUCAUCAUCUUUGUAUGGCAUUGCAACGUAAAUCUCAAGAUAUUUUGAAUGGAAUGCAUCUUGUCUCAAGCACAACAAAGCUACUGAAGAAUUUUCGAGAUUCGGGAUGGAAUGAUUUCUUGGUGAAAGUUAAAUUAUUUUGUGAACAACAUCAAAUUGAUAUCCCGGAUAUGAAUGCUCAAUAUAUUGCAAGACGUGGUAGAUCUCGUGGUCAUCAUGAUGAGAUUAGUGUGGAGCAUUAUUAUCGAGUGGAUAUAUUUAUUGCAACAAUUGAUUAUCAAUUGCAAGAGUUACAUAGCAGGUUUAAUGAUCAUACCGUGGAAUUGCUUGUUUUGAGCACUGCUUUAGAUCCUAGAAAUGGAUUUAUGCUGUUCAAGAUUGAUGAUAUUUGUAAACUUGCAGAGAAGUUCUAUCCGAAUGAUUUUAUGGAGCAAGAACUAGUACGUCUAAGAAUAGAACUUCAACAUUUUGAGCUUGACAUUCCAAAUCAUCCUGAAUUGCAAGAAUUAUCUGGUAUUCAUGAGUUAUGUCAAGGCUUGGUGAAGACAAGAAAAUCAGUGAUGUAUCCUCUUAUUGACAGAUUGAUUAGACUUGUUCUUACUCUUCCUGUAUCAACUGCAACUACAGAGCGGAUUCUGUUAAUCUUGCUCAGACCCCUUCUAAUGGAGACAAGGAUCAAAGUGAAUGGUGAUGCUGAUAAUCAAGAAAGGCCAAUUAUCAUAGCAAUGAAAGGGCAUCCAGGAAGUGGUAAAAGUACACUAGCUCAUUCCCUGGCCAAGGCCCUCAGAUGCCCUUUAAUAGACAAAGACCAUUUCAGAGACUGCACAAAAUCAUUGCAAGAAACCCUCAUGUUAGCCUCUCCUACUACAGCAUCUAAACUCCUAAAUGACUUAUCCUAUGAAGUUAUCUGGAAGGUGGCCUCAGCUCAGCUUAGCUUGGGGCUGAGUGUAGUCGUGGAUUCGCCGCUUUCUCGUAGGGCCCACCUUGACAGGCUAAUCAAGUUGGCAGCUGAGACUAAUGCUCGGCUUCUUGUAGUCGAAUGUAAGCCUCAGGAUGUAGGUGAGUGGCAUAGACGGCUUGAGCUGCGAGGCGCGGCUGAUGGAUCAAGUUGGCACAAGCCAAACACUUGGCAGGAAAUGGAGAACUUGUUGGAUGGCUAUGCAGGGUGUUGGGAUUAUGAUGUUGGCGAGGUACCAAAGCUAGUUCUGGACACAACAGCUGAUCUUGGAAUUGAAGGGUUGGUUUCCUCUGCAGUAGAGUUUGUUAAAUCUGAUGACGGUCAUAGUAUGAACUGUGAAAGCUCCAAUUGCAAAUUCGAAUGA